Molecule: messenger RNA, 720 nt
Organism: Aspergillus oryzae RIB40
Lineage: Eukaryota; Fungi; Ascomycota; Eurotiomycetes; Eurotiales; Aspergillaceae
Exons: 1
Coding region: 1-720 (239 amino acids)
Source: RefSeq, a predicted model, not a curated record
AUGGGCCAUGAGAAGGACAACGACGCCGUGAAAGACAUCCGGGUUCUUUCGUUCUGGAUCUCCUUCACCGUCGGCUGCAUACUGUGCAUUCUACUCCUCGUUCAACGUAUCAGACGACGACAUCUGGGCAGAUACGCACCGCCAGAGAGGCAAAUGGAUCCGCCACCCUUUUCUUUUGGCGAAAAAGAAAAGCGUGGUGGCGAUGAGGAACUAGCUGGUCUAGUGGGCCACGGAAUGCCCUACUAUCCAGGAGACCCGUCGACCUACGGCGUGGCCGGGCUCCCUUCAGCCUGUGAUAUCCUGCUGCCCCUGUCCCGUUCGACACAUCUCCCCUCGAGCGGUUAUCUUGCUGCUGUUCUAGGCCGGGAACGGAGUGUCAGCACCGCGCAAUCAUAUCAGCAGACCCAGGCACCUUGCGUUGUUGCCCCAUCCGAGCUGAGCCCCAGCUCGGGAGAUAGUCGGCCUUCCACCGCUGGGAUGGACGCUGGGCGCAGCAACGGGCUUUUGCCCGCGGAGGGAUCUGGAUCUCUUGGAUCUUGCAGGAGGACCGCCGAUCGACCGGCUGAGUCGCAGACAAUCGACACGCAAGAAUUUUCCGGGAUAUUAGCCCCAGAACGGACAUGUUCUGUCCAGAAGCGCAACCAGAUUGUCCAGCACCUUUAUGAUGUGGAUGAAGGCGGCGUUCGCACGUAUAAACGGACAAUUGUCCAGUACAACUAA